UUGCCGAAUCCCAUAUUUUACAGAAUUGGCGCCGAUGCAUUUAACUUGGCCGACUCCUGUAAUGUACAUUUUCUCUCUAAAUUUUCCAUUAGUCGGCGCCGAAACCACCCUUUUCGCCGACUUCAACGACGUAUUCCCUUACCCGCUUCGUUCUCGCUGUGGGUAGUUCCUCUGCUUCUUCUUCUAUCUGUUAGAGAGAGAGAGAGAGAGAGAGAGAGAGGGGGGGUAGGUGCGACGCUACUCGUUCCCAUUCCGUUCCCAACGAUCCCCACGGUUCCCCUACCUCGAAUUAGCCCUAAACCCCAUCAAAUCCCACUCCCAAUCCGUUGCGGCGAGUUCGUUCCCCUCCUUUUUAGGGCAAUGGCGCCGUUCCCAAACCCUAGAUCUCGAUCCUCUUCGACACCUCUCGAUCCCUUCCCUGGCGACGAUGGAUUCGGCGAGGAGCUGGUUUCAGAGGAGGAAGAAGGGGAAAUCGAUGCUGAUCGCGAAAAGGGGCGAUUUGGAGAGGACGGAGAAGAGAUCGAGCCCGGCGGGGCCGGAGCCCUCCAUGAUUACGCAGCAGAGGGUUGCGGCGGCGAAGCAGUAUAUAGAGAAUCACUACAGGGAGCAGUUGAGGAUCCUCCACGAGCGUAAGGAGAGGCGUUCGAUUUUAGAGCAGAAGUUAGCAGACGAUCAUGUGUCUAAAGAAGAGCAAAAUAGGCUACUAAAGUACUUAGAGAGAAAGGAGUCAGAGUACAUGCGCCUCCAACGGCAUAAGAUGGGGGUUGCCGAUUUCGAGGUGUUGACAAAGAUAGGAAAGGGUGCUUUUGGGGAGGUUAUGAUCUGUAGAGAGAAGACAACCAGCCAUGUAUAUGCGAUGAAAAAACUUAAGAAGUCUGAUAUGCUACGUCGAGGCCAGGUUGAGCAUGUUAGGGCAGAAAGGAAUUUCCUUGCUGAGAUUGAUAGUGAUUUCAUCGUUAAACUCUACUGUUCUUUCCAAGACAGUGAGUAUUUAUAUCUCAUAAUGGAAUAUUUACCGGGUGGGGACAUGAUGACCUUACUGACAAACAAGGAGGCUUUAAGCGAGAAUGAAGCUAAAUUUUACAUUGCUGAGGCAGUUCUUGCAAUUGAAUCAAUCCACAAACACAAUUAUAUACACAGAGAUAUCAAGCCUGAUAAUAUUUUACUAGACAGAGAUGGCCACAUGAAACUGUCGGACUUCGGUUUAUGCAAAUCUUUGGACUGCAAUUCGUUACCUGACCUACAUGAUUUAACUGAUGGAAUGACUAUACAUGUCGAUGGGCAGCCAUUCUUAUCUAAACGCUCACAGAAGGAACAACUACAAUGCUGGCGACAGAACAGGCGUAGCCUGGCUUACUCUACUGUUGGUACCCCGGACUAUAUCGCUCCAGAAGUUUUACUGAAGAAAGGAUAUGGAAUGGAAUGUGACUGGUGGUCUCUUGGCAUUAUUAUGUAUGAAAUGCUGGUGGGAUAUCCUCCAUUUCAUGCUGAUACACCUAUGGCAACCUGCAGGAAGAUAGUAAAUUGGAAAACAUAUCUAAAAUUUCCUGAAGAAGCAAAAGUAUCUGCAAAGGCAAAAGAUCUCAUUUGUCAGCUCUUGUGCAAUCCUGACCGGAGGCUCGGUAGGCAAGGGGCCGGUGAAAUAAAGACUCAUCCUUGGUUUAAGGGCGUGCAGUGGAACAGAUUGUAUCAGAUGGAGGCCACAUUUGUACCUGAGGUUAAAAAUGAUUUGGACACCCGAAACUUUGAUAAGUUUGAGGAGAGUGAUAACCAGAUUCAAACUUCACUUAGAUCAGGGCUUUGGAAAAAGAUUCUUUCCUCCAAUGAUUUGAGCUUCGUGGGUUACACGUACAAGAACUUCGACAUUGUAGAUGAUCAUCAAGUUCCCGAAUUAGCCGAGCUGAAAAGAAAGAGCAAAACAAAACCGCCAUCUGUAAAAUCUCUCUUCGGAACUUCAGAUGCGGAGCAGCAUACAGAGCAAGAGAGCCCACUUUACCAGUUACCUUCUCCAGUAGAUUUGCCGAAAAGCCGCAGUGUGUCUUUUUUAUACACCCACUGAGCAAAAACACUAGUAAUUUGUCAUAGAUAGUGGUUGAUAAGUUGAUGAUAGAAUAGUUUUUCCUUGACAAGCUUCUCUGCACAGUUUUUUCUCCAUUUUGUAAUACACACUAACUUUUUUUUUCUUUUUUUUUUUAUCAUAUGCUUUUUGUACAUGUAAUAUGUGUGGAUCGUAAGCGCUAACAAAUUAUUCCAAAAGCAUGUGCUGAUAGAAAGGGUGCACCUAUUGUUCUUAAGGGCU
Messenger RNA from Ananas comosus (pineapple), 2299 nucleotides. RefSeq names its product serine/threonine-protein kinase tricorner-like. Gene Ontology annotation, molecular function: protein serine/threonine kinase activity; ATP binding. The coding region runs from base 428 to 2059 and encodes 543 amino acids. The transcript has 13 exons. Gene Ontology annotation, biological process: peptidyl-serine phosphorylation; intracellular signal transduction. The record is from RefSeq and is a predicted model, not a curated record. Lineage: Eukaryota; Viridiplantae; Streptophyta; Magnoliopsida; Poales; Bromeliaceae.